AGCAGCAUGUUUCUCAAGGUGCAGUUGCCAUGGAAUGUCAUAAUUCCUGCUGACGGCUUGGGUGCCGAAGGCUUGAUGCUCCAAAAGGCUAUAGUGGUACGCCUAUUGGAUGACUUUGCUUGCAAGAAGGCCACCAAGGAUCUUGGAUAUUUCAUUGCUGUAACAACUCUGGAGAGCAUUGGGGACGGAAAAGUUAGACAGAACACAGGGGAUGUGCCUUUCCCUGUUGUCUUCAGUGGAAUCACCUUCAAGAUGUUCAGGGGAGAGAUUUUGGAAGGGGUUGUACACAAGAUACUGAAACAUGGAGUUUUCUUGAGGUGUGGGCCAGUCCAAAACAUCUAUCUGUCUCACCUAAAAAUGCCUGACUAUCAUUAUGUGCCCGGGGAAAAUGCUAUCUUCAUGAAUGACAAGCACUCGAAGAUUGAGAAGGAUGUUGUUGUUCGAUUCAUAGUGAUUGGAACAAAGUGGUUGGAGGCAGAGAGAGAAUUUCAGGCAUUGGUUAGUUUGGAAGGUGACUACUUAGGACCAGUUUCUUGAACAUAACUUCUGUUCACCUUUGUAUGUAUUUGGUUGCACUUCUUGCCGUUUUCUUAGGAACUUGUUGAUUUUGAGAAUGUUGGAUGUUAAAUUGUUCGACUAGCUAUUGUAAAUUCAGUGGUUGAAGUCUACAGUUAACUUAUGAUA
This is a messenger RNA of Theobroma cacao (cacao), 684 nucleotides long. The record is from RefSeq and is a predicted model, not a curated record. NCBI's taxonomy places the organism in Eukaryota, Viridiplantae, Streptophyta, Magnoliopsida, Malvales, Malvaceae.